AUGUCCUUAAAUUUCGAUAAAGAGCAACAAAUAAACGAUAACAAUGAAAAUAAUUUAAAUCAAAGUUGUCGCGAAUCAGAUAUUAAUAAAGUAUUUUCAAAUUUAUUAAAUCCAUUUAAUACUAUUGGUGGAAGAAGAUUCUUAAAUGAAUCGAAACAAGCCUUACCAUCAGAUACAAAAGAGUUUGAGCGACGUGUAAGUGCUCACUUAAUAUUUCAUUAUUUAUGGCGAAGUAAUUUUUCAGCCCCAGUAGAAGAAAUAUUAAUGAAUGAUAAAGCUAAAGUUCUCUAUAUUGGACGUUGUGGUUAUUGGACUCUAGAAAUGGCAAGCGAUUUUCCAAAGUCAAUAAUUGUCGGCAUAAGCGAUCCAUCAUGCAACCUUCCUUCAACAUAUAAACAACCUUCAAAUGUGGGAUUUAUAGAAUUUAACUUGUUAAGUGGAAUUCCAUUUCCGGAUGAGACAUUUGAUUAUGUUCAUUUAUCAACGAUGUGGGCAUCACUUACUAAACAACAAUAUUUAAGUGUUAUUCACGAAACAGUACGCGUGACAAAACAUGGUGGAUGGAUUGAGAUUGAAGAGCCUGAUUUAGAAUACAUAAAUUUAGGACAUUCUAUGAAAUUAGUUCAAGAUGCUGUGCACGCAAAAUUAAAAGAAGAUGGGUUUGAUCCCAAAAUAAUUUCAACGAUACCUGAAUGUUUUGAAUCAAUUAACGAGGUUGGUAAUGUUGGACAUAGUCAAGUAAAUUCUCCAAUCGGCAAUUGGUCAGGAAGUUUUGGUGAACUCUUAUUGGAACAAGUAAAACAGUUUUAUAGCGCUUUGACUUACAUGCCAAAUUAUAUGAACAUAUCUCAAAAAGAGUAUCAACAAUUAUUCGCCGAUUUUGAUAAAGAAUGCAUCCAAAAUAAAACAUAUGGAAAAUUAUAUAGAUAUUUUAUUUAUCAAAAGAUGGAAACUGCCGG
Messenger RNA from Cetraspora pellucida, 959 nucleotides. Lineage: Eukaryota; Fungi; Glomeromycota; Glomeromycetes; Diversisporales; Gigasporaceae. The record is from the annotation of a GenBank genome assembly.